AUGAGGGCGGAGGCGGCUGCCGGGAAGGCGAAGCAGCUGGAGACGGCGUCAAGUCCAACACAGUUCGUGGUGGUGGCGGAGUCGACCUCGAGGUCGGAGAAGGGAGAGACGAGGAAGCAGCAGCAGCACCCGAGGAUGGCAAGUAACAAUACAAAUGAAUCUACUCCUGAAGAAGUUAAUGUGCAAGUUACAACUACAACUCCAUCAAUUUCUUCAAGUCAACCAAUUGAAAGUAACAAUUCUGAAGAAGUCAAUAGGGUUGAGAAUGAUUCAAUCUUAACAAAAAAGCGGAAAAAAACAUCUCAAGUAUGGAAGGAUUUUGAUGAAAUUGUACUUGCUAAUGGUACAAAGAAAGCAGUGUGUUUGUAUUGUAAGGAAAAAUACUCUACUGGUGGAAAGGGUGGAAGCACUAGCCAUCUUAAGAGGCACUCAGAGAUUUGCUUGCAGCGCAAGUUGCAUAUCUCUCGAGAAAAUAAGCAAACAACGAUACAAUUUUGUCCGCCUAGUGAAUCUGGUGAUGCAAGGCUAAAGUCAUUCCAUGAAGUUGUUGAAUUAAAAGGAUUGAAAGAAAGGAAACUUAUUCUUGAUUGUCCAACAAGAUGGAACUCCACAUUCUUGAUGUUGUCUACUGCAAGUAAAUUUAAACAUGCAUUUUCAGAUUACAAUGAAAAAGAGCCACAUUAUAAGUAUGCACCAUCAUUUGAGGAUUGGGACAAGAUUGAGAAGGUUUGUAAACUUUUGGAGGUUUUUAAUGAUGCCACUCAUGUCAUCUCAGUCAAGAUGCUUCUUCUACUAGUGGACAUAGUGAAGUCAAUGUUGAAAGCAACACUUUGGUUGAUGGUGGACAACAAAUGGAUAAAGGGAUGCAAGAAAUAUUGAGUAUGGUUUACCAAAGUCAAUCAAUUCCUCUUACGAAAUCAGAGUUGGAGACUUAUCUUGAGGAAAAUCUUUUUAUUCCUUCUUCUACUUCAUCCUUUUGUGCCUUGGCGUGGUGGAAAAA
Molecule: messenger RNA, 1000 nt
Organism: Ipomoea nil (Japanese morning glory)
Lineage: Eukaryota; Viridiplantae; Streptophyta; Magnoliopsida; Solanales; Convolvulaceae
Product: zinc finger BED domain-containing protein RICESLEEPER 1-like
Exons: 4
Coding region: 1-879 (292 amino acids)
Molecular function (GO): DNA binding
Source: RefSeq, a predicted model, not a curated record